Molecule: messenger RNA, 765 nt
Organism: Rhizophagus irregularis DAOM 181602=DAOM 197198
Lineage: Eukaryota; Fungi; Glomeromycota; Glomeromycetes; Glomerales; Glomeraceae
Source: RefSeq, a predicted model, not a curated record
CUCUCUCCUGCAUAAAUCGAUUUUCAUAAGAAUCCGCAGCAAAAUAAAAUUUACUAGAAAUAUGGGUAUAACACCGUCAAGAGAAGACUUCGUAGCCCUAGAAGGAUACGCAAAAAAAAGCGAAGAAGAGCGCAGAGCAAUAAUACAAAACGCGGGAAUGGAAAUAACCGAUAACGACAAAGAGAUAGCACAAUUUUUGGGUUCAGAAGACGAAAUACUAGGUUGUUUUAUUAGGGGAAUAAUCACGAUAUGCUUAAGACACUUUAACAACCAAAGAACAAAAGAAUUUAACGAAUACAUAGAAGAUUACAAGACAGCAACAAACGAUAUGAUACAACAAAAAACUGUAGAAAUGAACGAAUGGGCCCGACUAAAAGAAGAACAAUGGAACAUCAAAGAAGAAUAUUAUUUCAAAAAUACAUCGAUAAAAGCGCACCAAAUACAAACCGAACUAGGAGCGGUAGAUAACGAAGACAGGAUAAGGAUAGAAAAACAGGAAAAAGAGAAAAUUAUGAAUGAAUGUAGAAAGAUAACUAUGAACAACCUCGACGAGGACAGCGACAAAGACGAAGAGAUAAUUCAACAUACGUGGGAAAUAGAAAGCAACACACCCAGUGAAGAAUCAUGGGACGAAGGGAAAAUGAACCAAAAAUACCACGUUUACAACAAUGCAUCACACCAGACAAAUGAAAACACCAAUAAUACUUCGAGAAUGCAGGUCGAGAAUAAAAAUAGAAAUUUUACAAAAUCAAGAGACCAAUCAUU